Molecule: messenger RNA, 1182 nt
Organism: Euleptes europaea (tarantolino)
Lineage: Eukaryota; Metazoa; Chordata; Lepidosauria; Squamata; Sphaerodactylidae
Gene: CHI3L2
Product: chitinase 3 like 2
Exons: 10
Coding region: 1-1182 (393 amino acids)
Biological process (GO): carbohydrate metabolic process; chitin catabolic process
Cellular component (GO): extracellular region
Molecular function (GO): chitin binding; chitinase activity
Source: RefSeq, a predicted model, not a curated record
AUGGGCCAGGCAUUCAUGUGGGCAGGUUUGGCUUCACUGAUAUUUCUUCAAAGUGUUUCUACCUAUAAACUGGUUUGUUACUACACCAACUGGUCCCAAUACCGACCACAGGGUGGGCGUUUUGUUCCUGAAGCCAUUGACGCCAAUCUCUGCACCCACAUCAUUUAUGCUUUUGCCAACGUAAGUAACGACCAGGUAAAUCAUGCCGAAUGGAAUGAUGACUCUACUUAUGAGACCCUCAAUCAUCUCAAAACCAUAAAUCCCCACUUGAAGAUCCUUCUCUCCGUUGGUGGAUUUACAGCAGGCUCCAAACCCUUUAGCAAGAUGGCUGCAUCUCCUGUCAGACGCUCAAACUUUGUUAAUUCGGUGGUGCGUUACCUUCAGGAAAACCAUUUUGAUGGCUUUGAUCUUGACUGGGUCUCUCCAGAAGAAAGAGAUAAAAAUCGUUUGGUUUACCUGGUUAAGGAUCUGUCUAUACAGUUCAAAAGAGAGGCUGUGAAAAAAAAGAAUGAAAAACUCAUACUGAGUGUGGCGGUACAAGCUGGAAAGGAAAAGCUUAAUAAAGGCUAUGAUGUAAGGGCAAUCUCAGAAUAUGCAGAUUUCAUUAAUUUCCUAACCUAUGAUUUUCAUGGUUCCUGGGAUGGAGUAACUGGCCACGGAAGCCCUCUUUACAAGGGCAAAGAUGACCUUGGAUCUUCAUCCUAUUAUAAUGUUGACUAUUCUGUGAAAUAUUUGAAGACAAAAGGUGCCCCUGCUGAGAAGAUUAUGAUGGGCAUCCCGACCUUUGGGAGGACUUUCACACUUGCUUCCCAACAGACUGGGGUUGGAGCCGCGAUCUCUGGUGCUGGAACACCUGGUCCUUUCACACAGGAAGCAGGAAUACUCUCCUAUUAUGAGAUCUGUCAAUUUAAUAAUGGUGCCAAGAAGGAAAGAAUUGAGGAGCAGGCAGUCCCCUACUCGUACAAAGGGACCCAAUGGGUAGGAUAUGAAGAUGUAACAAGUGUUCAGGCCAAGGUUCAAUAUAUGAAGGAAAACAAUUUGGGGGGUAUCGUGAUUUGGGCAAUUGACUUAGAUGAUUUUUCAGGUUCUGCCUGUCACCAAGGAAAUUAUCCCCUCACUGGAGCUGUGAAAGAAGAGCUGAAUAAAAGAGCUGAAGCACAGAAUGAAUAUAUCAAGAUAUAA